AUUGUAGGUAGGAUACGCCUAGAUCAUGGUAUAUUGUAGAUAGGAUACGCCUAGAUCAUGGUAUAUUGUAGAUAGGAUACGCCUAGAUCAUGGUAUAUUGUAGAUAGGAUACGCCUAGAUCAUGGUAUAUUGUAGAUAGGAUACGCCUAGAUCAUGGUAUAUUGUAGAUAGGAUACGCCUAGAUCAUGGUAUAUUGUAGAUAGGAUACGCCUAGAUCAUGGUAUAUUGUAGAUAGGAUACGCCUAGAUCAUGGUAUAUUGUAGAUAGGAUACGCCUAGAUCAUGGUAUAUUGUAGAUAGGAUACGCCUAGAUCAUGGUAUAUUGUAGAUAGGAUACGCCUAGAUCAUGGUAUAUUGUAGAUAGGAUACGCCUAGAUCAUGGUAUAUUGUAGAUAGGAUACGCCUAGAUCAUGGUAUAUUGUAGAUAGGAUACGCCUAGAUCAUGGUAUAUUGUAGAUAGGAUACGCCUAGAUCAUGGUAUAUUGUAGAUAGGAUACGCCUAGAUCAUGGUAUAUUGUAGAUAGGAUACGCCUAGAUCAUGGUAUAUUGUAGAUCAUGGUAUAUUGUAGGUAGCUGUAUCCUAUCUUGGAAGUUUUUUCUUCUUCUCCAUGUACAGGUAUGAAAAGAACAGUUUGUUGCUUUAACUAAACUGGAAAGGUGACUUCCCAGGUGUGUGUGUGUGUGUGUGUGUGUCAGAGAGAGAGAGAGAGCGCUUGCAACAGGUGUAUCCAAGAAAACAGGUAGGCUGAACCACUCCUACUUUUGUGAAGUCAGAAUAUGGUGUGAAAGAAACAACAUACGCUGUUUAUUUCAUUAGCCGUCAAUUAUUAUUUUGCCAAAACGCAAAAAGGAAUAGGCAACAAGUUUCGCACAGAGAGCAACUUUCAAAGGAUUUAUUGGAGUAAGAUGGACCAACCGCAGCAUACAACAUAUUAUUGAAUUAUAAACUUUGGUUAUACCUAAGAUCUAUACUGCUUUUACACUUCUUUACACUUAUCUUCAAUUUGGAAUUGGAUGAAAGAAAGUUGACUGUCUGAGGUGGAGCGGGACUUCUUGGACCAAUGUCCUGACUGAUUCCAGCAUUGUAAUAGACCACACACCUUUAGCCGUAUUCAGGACUAUAAAGGAGCAGUCGGGCGGACCACUCCACCGAACCGGGGAGAAUGACAUCACUCCUGUGCGGACUGACACCGCUGCUGUGGAUCCUUGGAAGUUUCAUUGCCGUGGUGCAGGGGGACUUUGAGCAACAAUCUCCCGUGCAGUCCUUGACCGAGGUUGAGACCCGGCUGCCCUGCCGGUUCAAGGUGGAAGUGGGCCAGGUGGUGGUUCAGGUCACCUGGACCAAGGAGAGAGCAGAUGGUACCAAGGAUCAGAUCAUUACAGUACACCACACUGCCGGACAAACAGAGUUUGGUCAGUACUCGGGGCGUGUGCGGUUCGGCAGCAGUGAGCCCACAGUGGACUCGUCUCUGAUCAUCAUGAACACUGUGGAGUCAGAUGAGGGCACGUACAACUGUCACAUCAGCACCUUCCCCUCGGGGAACUUUGAACAACAGCUGUCACUCACCGUGUGGACCACGCCCAUCUCCUCCCUGGACCCUGUAAUUCUUGUCGAGGGCCAGUCCUUUCGAUUGGCUGCCUCCUGCCGCUCCGUGGCCCGCCCCCCACCCAUCCUCAACUGGGACACAGACCUGACGGGCCUGUCACAGAAUAGGAGUUCGGUGGGCGGGUCAGUCUCCACCCACUUCUCCCUGCACCCCCUGAGGAGUAUGAACGGGAUGAGGCUGGACUGUCUGGUGAGGCACCGUGCUCUGAAGGAACCCCGCAGGAUCACCAACAACCUGGUGGUGCACUAUCCUCCUAAUGCAGAGAUCUCUGGGUUUAAUCAUAACUGGUAUGCUGGUCUGGAGGGAGCUGCCCUCAGCUGUGUCAGUGGAGGAAACCCCAAACCACAGAGUUUCACCUGGACCAGGAAGGGUGGAGACUUACCAGAGGGCGUUACGGCAGGGAAUGGAUCCCUGCUGUUCAAUAGGCCCCUCGGUUUGACAGACGCUGGUAUCUACCAAUGUGUGGCCUAUAACGUUGUGGGGACCGGGAAAGCAGAGGUGGAGAUCACUGUGACGGAGUUUCCUCAGAAGCCGGUGUUUUUCAACAGUCUCCUGAUGAUCAUAGUUGGCGGGGUGGCUGGAGGACUGCUACUCAUCAUGGUCAUCAUAGUAAUCUCAGUGACCCGUUACCACAAACGCAAAAACAAGAAACUGGAGAGAGAAUUGAAUGUGAAGAAGGAGGAGAUCAGUACACUCUCCAGGCAGGCCUCUUUCAGGAGAGUCAACUCAGUCAGUACGGAUGCUAGAGGACAGAUGGAGGAGAAUAUCCCUCUCAGAGUGGAGGGUACACUGCGGACCAGUCUGUCCUCUCUAGGGGAUCCAGGGCGCAUCAGGGACAGUCGCUCUACUCUGGUAGGGGGAGGUGGACUAGACUACCUAGGUCGACCUGUUCUGAACAACUCUUCACGACGAGGGAGGGAGAACAGAGCCAUGGACAGAGAGGAGGAGAACAGACUUAGGGUGGAGUCAUACGUACGGAAUAGCACUAUGUCUUUGGGAACCCGUCUCCACCUGCCAAUCCAACCCUCUCCCUUCCCAAUGGAACAGUCCACCAAGCUGCUGAGGUCCCUGAACGGCAGCGUCAUCAUCCCAACAGAGGGGGGUUUACAUGCACGGAACUCCCCUCUCAGCUGCAGCUACCCUCCUGUCACAGACGACGAACAGGAGGAGGGUGAAAGUGUGGAGGGGGAGCGGGGGACAAGCUCCAGGAUGAGUCGUUUAGAUCAGGGGAGGUCAGAGGACCAGGACAACAGUUCUCAGAUCUCAGACGCGGAACGUGGACACAACCAUCACUUCCAGCAGAACAACGGAACGCUGAGACCCAAAACCCGGCCCAACGGCAUCCCAUCCCCACACGCCUCCCUCAUCCAUAAGGCCCAGAUUGUAUAGAUGGGUCCGGGCAAGAGCAGGUGUCGCACUAUACGACAAGGAUUGGUUGUGACUUUGGGAUAGGCGCUCGCCGGUGUGGUGGCAUACCCCGGUGGCAGCCAGUUUACCUCCUUUUCACUUCUAGAACAUCCCUUGCCUCCGCCUCGAGCUCUCAGACAUUUUUGAUCCAACAUGUAGAGGUUCUUAUUGGUGAACAGAUAACGCUUCUGAUUGGUGUAGAGAUACAAAUAAGUAACACAUACGUUUCACAGGAGAAGAGCUGGACAAAUUAAAAGCUUAUGAAUGUCAGGUUGCACAUAGACCGAAGUAAUAAUAUGUUACUGUAUAUAAUAUCACAGCAAUAACUAUCACUACAGGAAGCAUCAAGAGGACUUUUACAUGAUUUUGUACCCUAAAAAGACUUUUUUUUUUACAUGUAUUUUUAUUAAGACUUGAUGACAGGACACUGUAACCGAGAAACAAGAUUUGAAUAUCAUCAAAUACUGUGACUCCUAACUGAACUCAGCGAAGAGGCAUUCAGUAGAAGCACCAAUAGCGCUUGCCCGUUCGAAAGAAUCUAUGUGUUGGUGAACUUUCACUCUCCUUUCCUCUGGAUGAGGGGAUACAACACAUACUGAUCUGUUCACCUAAUAUUGAGUCCAUCUUUCUAACUUUAAGUGUGGCAGGGGUUUAUUUAGAUAUACUCCUCCUUUCCAUGAACCUCUGUGUGCACAAACAACACUUUCAACUCGCUAUAGUCUUUGAUGCCAAAAGCCAAUGAGACUGCAUUUUCGCUGUGGAAAAAGUACCCAAUUGUCAUACUUGAGUAAAGUAAAGAUUACUCAAGUGAAAUUCAUCCAGUAAAAUACUAUUUGAGUAACAGUAUUUGGUUUUAAAUAUACUUAAGUACAUUUUAGCAAUUCCAUUUAUUUUUUCAUACUUAAGUAUCAAAAAUAAAAGUAUUACUCAUUUAAAAUUUCUUAUAUUAAGCAAACCUGACACGAUUUGCUUUUUAAAAUUGUUAUGUACUGAUAGACAGGAGCAUACUCCAACACUCAGACAUAAUUUACAAACAAAUAUUUUUGAGUGAGUUUUCCAGAUCAAAGGCAGUAGCGAUAACCAGGGAUGUUCCCUUGAUAAGUGUGUGAAUUGGACCAUUUUCCUGUCUGGCUAAAUGUUCAAAAUGUGACGAGUACUUUUGGGUGUCAGGGAAAUUGUAUGGAGUAAAAAGUACAUUAUUUUCUUACUGAAUGUAGUGAAGUAAAAGUAGUCAAAUAUAAAUAGUAAACUACAGAUACCCCAAAAACGACUUUAAGUAGUACUUUAAAGUAUUUUUUACUUAAGUAGUUUACACCACUGCAUUUUAGACAAGAGGUUAAAACAGCUUUGAUAUGAAAUGUUUUACACAACAGUGAGAUCCUAUGUGAAAGUCUACUAAAACUGAGGAUGUAAAAGCAUUGUUCUAUUUUCUUACACCAGACAUUUAGACAAUCAAACUGUUAUAUGCCUAUGUUUGUAUACAUACAGUUAAAAGAGCCUUUGCUUUGUAGGCCAAUAUGAAGUAUUAUUAUGUCUGAUUCUACUGUAUUAUAAUUCAUUGGCUGCAUCCGAAAUGGCACCCUAUCCCCUACAUAGCCCCUGGUCAAAAUAAGUGCACCAUAUUGGCAUAGGAGGCCAUUUCAGCCGCAGACAUGCUAUCGACCGACAUCUCUAUAAGUGGGUUUCUUUCACGCCGUACUCCAGUAAAUGGCUUAUUGUAGUUCCCUGGUUUGUACUGUAUGUAUGGGAUUCAUGUGUGGAACUUUGUUGUUUUAAUGCACAUGUACUUCUUUAGGAGAUUAGCAAUAUCGUUCUGUUUUCUAUAUCAAUUGUUCCGUUGUAUAAUACUGUAACACUGAUCUUUCUGAGUGAACGUAAUACCUACAUAGAAUGUAAGAGGUUGGAAGUAUAUACACCGCCCCCUGGUGUGCACCAGUGAAUAGUGCAAGAAAGUUCAGGGAUCUUGCUGUAAGGUCUGCAGACUGAGUUUUUCCUGGCGAGGUCACGUGGUCAUGUGAAAACCCCUGACCCAACCACGUGCUCCAUUAGCCACAACUGGGGCCUGUUCAGAAGGAUGUUGAUAUAGAACGUUCAGAUUCAGAAAUGUAUCGUGUCGAACAGACAUGAUUGGUAGAAUAAGGAAUCGUGUCAGCUCUAUUCAUUCUAUUUCUAUCUGCAACAACUGUUUCACAUCACUAAAACCAUCCCUGCAUAUCUUCUAAAGAUGGAGAUGUGUUCAUUCAGGGAGGGUGUAUGUCUGCUCAAUGUAUUAUUGUGAAAUAAACUUCUUGAGGGUU
Molecule: messenger RNA, 5310 nt
Organism: Oncorhynchus gorbuscha (pink salmon)
Lineage: Eukaryota; Metazoa; Chordata; Actinopteri; Salmoniformes; Salmonidae
Gene: nectin4a
Product: nectin cell adhesion molecule 4a
Exons: 12
Coding region: 1163-2995 (610 amino acids)
Biological process (GO): heterophilic cell-cell adhesion; homophilic cell-cell adhesion
Cellular component (GO): adherens junction
Source: RefSeq, a predicted model, not a curated record